This is a messenger RNA of Peronospora matthiolae, 447 nucleotides long. Lineage: Eukaryota; Oomycota; Peronosporomycetes; Peronosporales; Peronosporaceae. The record is from the annotation of a GenBank genome assembly.
AUGUCGACUUGUCUUCAGAAAGUCUUGCCCCAGUUGAAGAAGCCGGGACCGAGUCCGACGUCCACUUCUGUACCAUCGAACUUUCGAUUCUUGAGCUUGCGCUGCCUCGCGUCGGGCGUCCGAAACGGGUUUAACAAGGUGAUUGCAUCGGCGCAGCUGGUGAUUCCUGUCGAUGUGGCAGAGGCAGAGGCUGAUACGCUGGAAUCUGGACAGGAGGCUGCUGUGAUCGCUGCGCACACUGAUGAUCGACACACAAGCGCGCUUGGUGGCUUGGAAAUUCCGAAAGGUCGAGAGCGUCAUGGUAAAGCUGCCCGCGAAGUCCGCGCCAAAGCAUUGAGGUCAACAUUCCUCUGUCCACUACUCCACCCAUGCGCUCAUCUUCGUCAAACCUUGCCUGGGACAGCUCCAUUUUCUUCAUGCGCUCGUCCAUGCCAGCUAGCAUCUUGA